This is a messenger RNA of Penicillium robsamsonii, 3513 nucleotides long. RefSeq lists its product as uncharacterized. Bases 1 to 3513 code for a protein of 1170 amino acids. Gene Ontology annotation, biological process: protein processing. Gene Ontology annotation, molecular function: FMN binding; metalloendopeptidase activity; oxidoreductase activity. The transcript is spliced from 9 exons. Gene Ontology annotation, cellular component: plasma membrane. The record is from RefSeq and is a predicted model, not a curated record. NCBI's taxonomy places the organism in Eukaryota, Fungi, Ascomycota, Eurotiomycetes, Eurotiales, Aspergillaceae.
AUGGCAAAUAAAAUAUUAUCGAUAGCUGACCUUGAAGAGGCGGCUUCCAACUCACUAUCUAUCUCCGCGAGAGACUUCUUCAACUCCGGCGCAACGAACCAAGUCACCCUUCACGACAACUAUGCUGCGUAUAGAAAGUACCGUCUCCUACCAAGGGUUCUGAGAGAUGUCUCACGUGUUGACACUGGGGUUUCCUUUUUUGACCGAGAUAUCAAAUUUCCGCUCUGUGUCUCACCCACCGGAUUGCAGGUUAUGGCUCACCCAGAAGGCGAGCUGGCUACAAGCAGAGCCUGUGCCAAAAUGGGCGUCAACAUGGGUGUCUCCUCCUAUGCUAAUCACUCGGUUGAAGAGAUCACCAUCGCUGGACAAGAAGUGGGACCAAUCCAUCAUGUGAUGCAGCUCUACACGAUGAACGACAAAGCUAAACAAGAACGAAUUGUCCGUCGGGCUGAGGCGGCGGGCUGCAAGGCUAUAUUCCUGACUGCGGAUAGUCCCGUACUUGGGGUGCGCUGGAAUGAAUGGCGAAAUGGAUUCAUACCUCCAGUUGGCUUAGGGCUUCCGAUGUAUGAAAGAACAUCUGCCGAGAUUCAGCAACAAUCUCACGAUGAUGGGUUUAGCUCGACAAACUCGGAUUCCCAUUCCUGGGCCACGGAGAUACCGUGGCUGCGCAGCGUCACGAAGAUGGAGAUUUGGAUUAAAGGAGUUCUCACCCCGGAAGAUGUCGAGACUGCUAUUGAAUAUGGCUGCGAUGGUGUCAUCAUUAGCAAUCAUGGUGGUCGGCAGCUGGAUGAGACACCGGCCACGAUUGAUGCGCUUCCUGCCUGUGCUAAGGCUGCGCGGGGGAGGAUCAAGAUUCAUAUUGACGGUGGAAUUCGAUCUGGCGUGGACAUUUUCAAAGCCUUGGCUCUUGGUGCUGAAUGUUGCUGGGUUGGGCGUCCUGCACUUUGGGGACUCGCACAUAACGGUCAAGAGGGAGUCGAGCUAAUGCUCAAGAUCCUGUUUGAUGACUUCAAGCGAUGUAUGCAGCUCACAGGCUGUAGAUCCAUCUCCGAAAUAAGACCAGCAAGCCUAGCAAUUGUAAAUGCAUAUGGGCCUUUGGCUAGGCUCUCCGUGGCUAUAGCAAACGUGACCCCCAAGUACUCGUUGCACAGUAUGGAGUCUGAGAAAGGUCCGCUUUUGGAGGCAAACGAAGUCUACGAUUCCAAGGACAAUGGCGUUGUUUCUAGCCACACCCGUCAUAAAGCACAAAGAACUCGCCCCUGCUGGGCGAGAACUCUGAGAAAAGGGCUCUGUGUCUUUGUGAUCACUGGGCUUAUUACCUACUGUCUAACUCCCCCGCAUGGCCCUCCAUCUACUGAGAAAGACCCAUCCCCACAUCCCGAGACUCCCCCGCUUUGCCAAUCGCAAGAAUGCAUUCAUGCUGCAUCCGAAAUCCUCUACAAUCUGGAUCCCAACUAUGAGGAUAUUGAUCCUUGCACUGAUUUUGACCAAUAUGUCUGCGGUGGAUGGAGGGAGCACCAUGACAUGCGGCCCGACCAGGGAUCGAUAUUUGCAGGCACAAUCAUGCAAGAGAACGCCCAGACUAAACUUCGUCAUAUCUUGGAGCGCACAGAACCGCCGCAGUCAUCUGAUGCUGACAAUUUCAAGAAACUCAAAGCUGCGUACGAUGCUUGCUUGGACGAGGCUACCGUCAGCAAACGGGGCAGCAAACCUUUGACUAAUAUUCUGGAUGAACUGAAGACUAUCUACCCUGCAAAGGCAGGUCUUGAGAAAGGAGCACAAGAUCAACUCACCACUGCUCUAUUGUAUCUGGCGAACGCUGGUGUCGAGGCUCUGACUUCUUCCGGUGUCACUCCCGACGAUCGAGACCCUGAUAAUGUUGUUAUCAUGGUCUCCCCGCCUCGCGAAAUCGGACUUCCCGCGAGAGAGUACUAUAAUAACACAAAGACCGUGGCUGACUAUACGACCGUUUUGAAGCAAGUUGUUCGGGGACUUGCUGGAGAUGGAUUCGACAAAAUUGCCGAGGAUGUUGUAGCCUUUGAAAAGAAGCUCGCGGAUGUGACUCCGGAUACCCAAACCCAGGAAGAUGUCACCAAAUACUACAACCCCCUUAGUAUCAAGGAAACGGAGACACUGGUACCUGAGAUUUCUUUUGCUAAUAUUAUUUCAUCUUUGGCGCCCCCUGACUACAAAAGCGAUCGCCUAAUUGUUGGGUCGCCUUCCUAUAUGAAGGCAUUGUCUGUUCUCCUGAAAGACACACCCAGAGAAACCAUUUUGCUAUUCUUGCAGUGGAAGCUCAUCCAAGCGCUUGCGGAUGUUAUUGAGGAUGCCUCCGUUGAACCCCUUCGGCGAUUUAACAACGAACUCGCUGGCAAAGAACCUCAGGCCAAGGAGGAGAGGUGGCGUAAAUGCCUUGGGCAUCUGGAUGAAGGGCUUGAAUGGAGUCUUAGCCGAUUCUAUGUGCUUGAUGCGUUUUCCGAGGACUCGAAGAAACUUGGCGAUCAGAUCGUGUCCGAUAUCAAGGAGCGAUUCAUUUUCACCCUAGAUCAAACUAGCUGGAUGUCUCCAGAUGUGCGAAAAUUGGGCAUUGCGAAGGUGGGAAACAUUAUCCAGAAGAUCGGGUUCCCCACAAGUAGUCCCAAUGUCUUAGACCCCGAGGAUGUGAAUAACUUCUAUCGGGACUUGGAAUUGUCCAAGGACACCUUCUUUGAGAAUGAGGUGGCCGUGGCAAGAUUCCAACUUCGCAACGAAUGGUCUAAGCUCGGCAAGCCCACCAACCGUGACGAAUGGGGCAUGAGUGCACCGACUGUCAACGCUUAUUACAACCCGCCAGGCAAUGAGAUCGUCUUCCCUGCUGGCAUUAUGCAGCCACCAGCGUUCUACGGACCUUCUGCGCCCUUGUAUCUGGCAUAUGGUGCAUUUGGUGCCGUCAGUGGCCACGAACUUUCACACGCUUUCGAUUCUACCGGUCGACACUACGACGAGAGUGGAAACUACACUAACUGGUGGGACGAUAAGACCGUUGAAGCAUUUGAAGAACGUGCUCAAUGCUUUAUCGACCAGUAUUCCAAGUUUACCGUCACUGGUCCCGAGGACAAGGUCCUCCACGUGAACGGACGACUGACGUUGGGGGAGAACAUCGCUGACGCUGGAGGUUUGACAGCAUCAUACCAUGCAUGGAAGAAGCACGAUGAGGCAAAGCCUGACCCCCACCUCCCGGGAUUGGACGCAUUCACCAAAGAGCAGCUGUUCUUUAUAUCUUAUGGUAAUUGGUGGUGUGGAAAGACUACCAAGGAGGCGGCUGAGCAGGCGAUCUACAACGAUCCCCAUGCGCCUAAAUCAGCACGAAUCAUCGAAACUAUGGCCAAUUCUAGGGAGUUUAAAAAUGCCUUUAGUUGCCCAGAUAGGAAGCCGGUGCCACGACCUCUGGCAAAUAGGGCUCUCGCUCUUCGUGAGAUCUCAAACCGUCAGUCUGCUGCCGCUGAGACAAAAGCGUCACAGCCUGAGAUUUAG